CCGGCUGGGUCUGGAGGAAGUGCGGGCUGCAGGAACCCUGGUAGCAGCCUCGAGGAGGCGUCUGGGGCUCAAUGGCGACCACGGGGACCAGCGGCGGCGGCGGCGGCGGGAAAAGCCCGGACGGCGAGGCGUCCGUCACCUACUACCGGAUGGAGGAGGUGGCGAAGCACAACACCUCGAAGGAAACGUGGCUGGUGAUCCACGGGCGAGUCUACGAUGUCACCGGCUUCCUUGACGAGCAUCCUGCUGGAGAAGAGCUUCUGCUGGAACAAGCUGGUACUGAUGCAACCGAAAGCUUUGAAGAUAUAGGCCACUCCCCUGAUGCCAGAGAGAUGCUCAAGCAGUACUACAUUGGUGAUGUCCAUCCGAAUGACCUUAAACCCAAUGGUGGUAAAAAGGAUCCUUUGAAAGACUGUAGGUACAAAAGUUGCUGGGCAUAUUGGAUUCUCCCAGUCAUCAGCGCUGUCCUCAUAGGUGUCCUGUAUCGCUACUACAAGGUGGAAGGCAAAUCUUGAGACCUGCUGAAGCCUGGAAACGAAUCAUCUUGGGAGUGAGAAGUAGAGACUUGAUUUGGGAGUUGCAGCAGCGGCCCCUCCUUGAUUCCUGCCCAGUUGUCUUCCUUUGAAGCCAGGACGGUUGGCCACAUUGGGACCAAUGUCCUUGAUCUCCUAGAGCCUUACUCCCGGAGCAUCUGCGCACAUUCUCUUAUCCUCGCCAGGGUAUCCUCUCGGAAUUCCCAUUUAAUGAUUUCAAUUCCUAUGUUGUAGUGACAUGACCAUUUGAUUAAAAAAAAAAAAAAAGCCUCA
Molecule: messenger RNA, 806 nt
Organism: Perognathus longimembris pacificus (Pacific pocket mouse)
Lineage: Eukaryota; Metazoa; Chordata; Mammalia; Rodentia; Heteromyidae
Product: cytochrome b5 type B
Exons: 5
Coding region: 72-515 (147 amino acids)
Cellular component (GO): mitochondrial outer membrane; intracellular membrane-bounded organelle
Molecular function (GO): heme binding
Source: RefSeq, a predicted model, not a curated record